AUUUUUCGUUUAAAAUUUAUUGCAAUUUGUUUUUUUAAGUUUUUGUUAAAAAAUAUUUUUUUUAUACUGUAUUACUCAUAGCUUUUUUGUAUUUUUUUCAAAACGUAUUUUUCAAUUAAAAAAAAUUUUUUUUUUAUUACAUACAUACAUUUUAUACAUAGUUUAUUAUCCCUUGUUUUUCGCGGUUAAUGGGGACCAGAACUUGCCGCGAUAAGUGAAAAACCGCGAAGUAGAGCCCCCCCAACCCCCCUUAUUUUUUUUUUUUUGUGUGUGUUCAAUGUAUUUCUUCAGAUUUAGCAUUGGAAAGAUAUAUAUAUAUAUAUAUAUGAUUAGUUGAAAAAAAAAUUGAAAUUUGUAAACAAAAAACGUAUGUUUUCUGAGUGAAAAAUGGCCGGCGCCAUCUUGAAAAAUUUGUGCUGCGAACUUCCAGUUUAGACAAAACGCCUAGAGUUGCGGUUGAAGUUAGCAGUGUGUUGACUAAGUCAAAAUCAAAUCAAAUGAGCCCACUAAUCUUCUAAAAAUGGACAACAUACAACGCACAACGUAAAGGGUCCUGGACUUUCUGUGCUGUGCGUGGCUUUGUGAACUGGAAAAUGCUCGUCCCAAGACUUCAUAAUUUAUUGACGGGGCUGAUAAAUAGGGGGCCCGCAUUGUUGGUGAGGAUUUCAAAGCUGACCGAGUGGACAAAGGCCUUUUUUUGUUGAAAAUAAAUGUCUUAAAUCCCCAAAUUCUUCAUAGAUAUGGACGUAAAACAGUCUUGAUUCUUGGUUAAAAGCAAAAAAAACAGUGCAAUAAGCAUUUAUUUUACGUAAAUAUGCCGAAUUACAAUGCUAGUCUGUUCCUGGAUGUAGCUAGCGGUCGCUUGAUGUAAACAGAGCUUUUCCGGUGAAAAUGAUUGUGAAUAAAUGCUUAAAUCCCCAAAUUAUUUAUAGAUAUAGGUGUGAUACAGUCUCUCGAUUCUUGGUUAAAAGCAAAAAAAAAAAAACUCUGCAGUAAGCAUUUAUUUUACGUAAAUACAGUAUGUCAAAGUAUAAAGCUAGUCUGUGGCGAUGGCGUUGCGCAGUGGCUGGCAAAAUUGACCCGUCAAUACAAUUAUGAAGUCUAUGGCCUGUCAUUAUUAAAUGCUUUAUUGAGUGAGUCCACUCAAGCUGCUCACUUACACACAGUGAGUUGCCACAGCAGCUGUUAAAGAAGUUAAACGAUGAUUGACGCAUGCUUCACUUUGAUGCUUAGGCUUCUAGGCAUCUGUGGCAAGAUCAAACAUUAAACGUUUGUAAAUCAUUGUUAACUUUAUUAAGCAACUCCAGUGUACUGCCUGACCAAGAAAAGGAGCAGGUAGGAGACUACGUGAGCGGAUUGGGACAGCUCAUCUGUAUCUAUUUUUUUUAAUUGAAGGAAAAAAAUCCGCAAUGGACUGAGGGCGUGAAAUUUGAAGCGCGAAUGAGCAGGUUAUCACUGUAUUAUACAGGGUGAUUCAAAAAGAAUGUGCCAAAAAACAAUAACUAGCUGGAUACAAGUACAUUAUUGUAUAUUACAAGUUUUCAUUUAAUGCUUAACAAGUGCUCAAUGUGACCACUACCAGCUGCACGGACAACAUCAAGUCGAUAUGACUUUUAAUUUGUUAAAAUAACUUCCUUGUUAAAAAGAUUCUUAAUUCUUAUUUUAAUUGUUAGUAAAUUAUUAAUUAAUACAUUCUAAUUGAUUAUCAGUCUAUUUUAAUGAUUUUAAAAUGAAUAAAUGUGUGAUGGUUUUGACAUUCUUUUUGAAUCACCUUGUAUGAUUGCCUUGAGCAAAAUAUGUGUGGGCAACACUAAUCCUACAAUUUAAUGUCAAACGGGGGCCACAAAAUACUGUCCCAUGGCCCACUGGUUUGAGACACUUGUCCUGUAUGAAUGUAAUAAAGCGGGGGGGAAUUCUCCCCCCCAAAAAAUCAUAAUUAGCCCUUAAAACUAGGAGUGAGCUAACUGGUUAGGUUGUUUUUGUUUUUUAAAACAUAAUUUGUGCAUGAAAGGACUAAACAAACAAAAACGUCCAGCAGGGCCGAGAACCAAAAGUUGUAUUUGCAAUGUGGAAAAAUGGAUUUUGCCGUGUGGUUUUUUAAAUUUAUUUUAUUUUAUUUUAUUUUGCCAUGUGACAAAAUGUAUUUUGCCAUGUGGCAUUUUUUUGCCACAUGGCAAAAUGGAUUUUGGUUUGUUUGUUUUUCUGCCACGUAAUAUGAAUGGAAAAUUUGGACGUGCAUAGCUGUCAAAGUCAUAGCCAGACUUGGUUGCCACUUGAAUGCCAAUGUGAUGUAAAGUGUAUGGUCAAAAAUCACAUCCACACGUUUUUCUGCCAUUUAAUAUGAAUAGAAAAUUUGUGCAUAGCCUGACUUGGGUGCCAGUUGAAUGUCAUUGUGCUAUAAUGGUAAGUGGAUGGUCAAAAGUCACAGCCACACGUUUUUCCUGCCAUUUAAAAUGAAUGGAAAAUUUGGACGUGCGUAGUCGACAACGGCAUGGAUGUGCAUGGCCUGCAAAAAAGCCAUAUAUAACAAAAUGCCACAUUCCAAUAAAAUGUCAAAACACAUUUUGUCACAUGACAAAAAAUGCCACAUGGCAAAAUCAAUUCUGCCACAUGGCAAAAAAAUGCCACAUGGCAGAAUCAUUUUUUUCAGAUGGCAAAAAAAAUGACACAUAACAAAGAAAAAGCGCCACAUGGCAAAAUCAAUUUUGCCACAUGGCAAAAAAAAAGUGCCACUUGACAAAAAAAAAAUGCCACCUGAUAAAAUCCAUUUUGCCACAUGGCAAAUACCACUUUUGGUUCUCGCGCUCUCAAAAAGUUACUAAAAAAAAAAUAGUCAUGGCCUCAGCGUGUCGCUGUUGUUACCUCACACUUGCCGUAAAAGAGGAGGAGCCGAGUCAAACGCUUGCUUGCGUGGACUUUGUCGUCACGCUGGCGUGUCGUGCAGCUCGCGUGGAUGCCCACCCCACUCCCACUACCCACCUUCUUCCCCAUCGGUCCCUCGGCUUGAUUGAGCGGAGCGAGUGGACGCUGCUGUCCGAACCCCAAGCGCUGAUGUGGGCGUUGCGUUGAACGAGAAACCGUCACCAUCAUCUUCAGCCAUACUGGAUUCUUGCCGCUCUGCUAUGCCUCCUCACUUUUCGCGUUGACAGUCUUGUCGUCUUCGGCAUGGGUUCCCGCAGCCAAGGCUUCUUCCCCCACCACCAUCACCAACGCAGCCCGUCGGCGGCGCCCCCGCUGUCGACGGUGCCCCGGCUCCUGCCCGAAGGCGGCAUGGCCCAGAUCACGCCGGGCCUGUUCCUGAGCCGCGGCAACGUGGCGUCCAACCGCGGCCUGCUGCUGUCCAAGGGGAUCACCUGCGUGGUCAACGCCACGCUGGAGCUGCCCAACUUCAACUGGCCGCACGUGGAGUACGUCAAGGUGCCGUUGGCCGAUGCGCCUCACUCGCCCAUCUCGCUCUACUUUGACGGAGUGGCCGACAAGAUUCACAGCGUGGGCCGCAAGCGCGGCGUCGUCUUGGUGCACUGCGCGGCGGGCGUCAGCCGCUCUGCCUCGCUGUGCCUGGCCUACCUCAUGAAGUACCACCGCGUGUCGCUAGCCGACGCCCACGCCUGGGUGAAGGCCCGCCGCCCCGUCAUCCGGCCCAACGGCGGCUUCUGGCGCCAGCUCAUCGAGUAUGAACGCAAGCUCUUCGGAAGGAACUCUGUCAAGAUGGUGCAGACGCCCUACGGGGUCAUCCCUGACGUCUACCAGAGAGAACGCCGCGGCCUGGCGCCCUACUGGGGACUGUGAGGCGCGGUUUCGCUCCAUGUCGUGUUUUUUUGGGCUGUGCUUGUCAUGAUGUCAAUUGUACGGUAGCAUUUUGGAGAGCGGCGUGCAGUGAACCCUCGAGGCUCGCCCUUAACUCAUUGGCUGCCAGGUCAUAAAAAGGAACAGACAACAUAUGACGUAUGAAUGACCUUUAUGUGAAAAAACGGUUGCUUAAAUAAUUUAAGUAUGCAAUUUGUUUUUUUUUUUGUUUGUUUGUUUUGUUUUUUUUUUUUAAUCUGAGAAGAGAAACUAACGUUUAAAGGGAUCCACGGAUAGAAAGACUUGCAGUUCUUAAAAGAUAAGCCUUAUUUUGAGUUAAAGUAAUUUGUUAUUAAACCCUCUCUUGAUGUUUUUGUUUUUAUACAAUUUGUAAAAUUAGUUGAAUUGUAGGUCGUAGCGGUGUGCAAUCUUAGGCACCCCACGAUUCGAUUCGAUUACGAUUCAGGGGGCUACGAUUCGAUUCUUGAACGAUGAUCACGGUAUUGACGAUGAUCACGGUUAUCACGAUUAUCGAUGCAUCGUACAUUACUAAAUAAUAUAGUAGACAAACAUUAUUUAUUUAAAAUAUCCUAAUGAUUCAACAGGAACGAUGGAAACAUGCCCAUACAACAAAAACCUGCCCUUAAGCUGCUUUUUUAUUUAUUUAUUUUUACAAGAAAGUGCAAAAACCUUAAACAUUUUAAAGGGAGUACUUAUAUCACUCAACAAUACAAUAAAAUGUACACAGGUGGAAUUAAUUCCACAUUUUCUGGAAACAAACUUUGUUAUUGGUUAAAAGAAGUGUUUUCACAGAUUUCUGUACCAUUUCGCAUGUUUGUAGUGUUACCGCUGUACUUAAUCAUGGUUUUACACGUUCUGCAUAUGAAAUACAUGUGAGCGAAUUAGCUAAUUAGCUUAGCGCUCGGGGCUAACUAUUAACACCUAAAAAACAACAACAAUAAAGGCUAAACAGUACAAGAGGGUUCGUGUACUCACCUCUUGUUGAUGCACACGGGUCUUAGCAACACACUCAGGACAUUUUUCAAUUGACAUGACUUGGAACUACAGCUGGACAUCUGAAAGACGAGGAGCAACAAACUAUCUUCCCCUCUUGCUCUAAAAAAUAACGUGCGCACAGCACACUUCUGUCCCUGCCUGUCUCAUACACAAAUUUAUUUUCCAGUCUUUUGAAAAACACAAUCUCUCAGUCAGUUACAGGCAGCAUCCGUUAUAACGUGCGUACGUCCGUUAAAGGUGUCCGGGCGGCAGACGUGUCUUGAAUUUCGUUCCGCUACGAGCGACUGUCAUAAAGUUAUGAGGGAAAAUCGUUUUUGAGCCUUUAUGAAUCGUAAUCAAAUCGUCACGUGUCGAAUCGCGAUGCAUGUAAUAAUCGAUUUUUUUGGAACUCCUCUAGUAGGUCGACGUUGUUGACGUCGCAAGAGCGGUGACAAAAGUGGGUUACGCUGCCAGGCUUCCAGAGUAUGACUAGCGAUAUAAACAUGUCAUUUGUUCAACCCUUUCAAUUUGAACCCGAGAGGAACAUUAUUGAGCAUGACAGCACCGUCAAUUUUUCACAAAAUGAGCAGCAAAAGCAAAACGAACAGGAACGACAGGAUGCAAUGAGACAAGAGUAGGAAAAAUCGGGUGUUCUGCCUAAAUGUGCUACACUGGUGAAAUGUGGCGAAGAAAGAGACAAGAAAGGCGAAUUUGACACUCGGGUAAGUCCGACUAUGCACUUUCAGCUUGUUUUGUUUUGAUAAAUACAGACAGAACAUACUAAAAAGGCCUUAAGAAAAUAGUUAAACAUAGUAAUAUCAAACAAGAGUGGUUUAAGUAUGCUACCUGACUAGUGUGGUCAACAGAUCAACAGUCUGCUUUAAAGCUACCACAAGAAAACAGUUUAGCAAAAAGCUUAGAAGUAUGAGAAGGAAAUCCAUGCGAAAAGUAUUUUGAGGCAGUGAAAAGGUCAUAAAAGACUCAAUAAAAACACAAAUACUAAGUCCUCGCCACUUUUAACCGCUGAGCGCAUGUGUUGGAUGUUUCGCCGCGUAGAAGGAAUGGCAGAAUACAGGUAGUGUUCGUCCAGUGACAGUGAAACUACGUCAUCACCCCGAGUGUCCAUUGCGCGCAUAAAACAUGACACCCUCUGUAGGUCAAAACGUGCUACAUAUUGUAGAAUUUUAAAAAGAUGGCAAUGUUUUAUGUGUCUCCAAUAACAUAUUUUAGUAAAAUAGAAAAAUUGUGGCUUAUUACAGCCUACAAGUCUUUAAGUCCGAGGUUCCCUUUAAGGGCAAGUGACCUUUUUUUUUUUUUUUUUUUAAAUAACAAAAACUUAUUAACAUCUGGUGU
Corythoichthys intestinalis (scribbled pipefish) is the source of this 6135-nucleotide messenger RNA. RefSeq names its product dual specificity protein phosphatase 14-like. NCBI's taxonomy places the organism in Eukaryota, Metazoa, Chordata, Actinopteri, Syngnathiformes, Syngnathidae. Gene Ontology annotation, cellular component: cytoplasm. The transcript has 2 exons. The coding region runs from base 3166 to 3789 and encodes 207 amino acids. Gene Ontology annotation, biological process: protein dephosphorylation. Gene Ontology annotation, molecular function: MAP kinase tyrosine/serine/threonine phosphatase activity. The record is from RefSeq and is a predicted model, not a curated record.